CCACAACGAUAUUUAAUGGAUUUUAAUCUCUCAAAGUCAUAUUUGCCAUAAAAAAUACAAGCAAAUCGUGAGUCAUCAGCCAAAAAGCUUAGCAAUUCAGAAGUCAAUGCUGCUAUGCAAAAAUACUUCUAAUUACUUAAAAAGAAGGAAGGUAAAGUUUAACAUCCAAUAAUCACACCUACUCAAUCCUCUAAGAUUUUAAGUCAACUUGUCACCAAAGUCUCACCAUAAUUAGACAUUCAAUUACCUGUUAAACCUCCAACACCAACUGGAACUUAAUCAUAUAGACCAUCAACUGAAAAGAAAGCACAUCAUCGUCCUUAGCAAUCUGUAGGUUAAAGCAAGGAUCUUAUAUUAAAAAAGCUUUAGAGUGCUUUAUUUUAGAAGCCAAAAACACAAUCAUAAUAGGUUACACCUAAAAGUGCUGGAAAAGAUAGUCUAAGUGUCAACAAAUAUUUUGAGAGUACAAAGAAAUUAAAUUCAGAUCAACCACAAUAUUAUAUAACUAAAGUUAAGAAUGCUUUCACCAAACCUAUUCAUGACGAUUAUUUUAGUAGAAUGUAUAGGGAGCAUUUUUUUUAAACUUAUUAAGGAAUAUAUGUUGCUUCAUAUUUAUCACCAGCUGAUCCAAAAGAUCUUAAAAAUAAAUAAGUACAUCUUAAAUAAAAGGAUAUUUAUAAAAGUAUCUAAUCUAUUUCAACAUAUUUUAUAGAUAAAAUUAGUAUAGUCUUUGAUCUUGAUGAAACUUUAGUACAUUGCAAUGAGAGUCUAGCUAUUCCUAGUGAUGUUAUUCUUACUAUAUAAGUUUCACCUUAAGAAACUAUUAAAGCUGGAAUUAAUAUUAGACCUGGAGCUAUAAAAUUACUUGAAUUAUUGGUCAAUGAUUUUGAAUUGAUCAUAUUCACUGCUUCUCAUCCUUGUUAUGCACAAAAGGUUAUUGAGUAUCUUGAUCCCAAUAAGACAUUAAUCUCACAUAGUUUAUAUCGUGAUAAUUGCAUAAUGACAACUGGAGGAAUGUAUACAAAGGAUUUAAGAAUAUUUGAUCGUCCAUUAAGUCAAUUAGUUUUAGUUGACAAUGCCUCAUAUUCUUAUGCAUGGCAAUUAGAAAAUGGGAUUCCUAUCAUUCCCUUUUAUGAUAACAAGGAAGAUAAAGAAUUGGAAUCCUUACUAAAGUAUUUAAGAGGAAUGUAAGGUUGCAGAGAUGUUCGAGAUUACAAUAAGUUUAUUAUAUAUCUUAAUAAUGUAGAGAAAACCUUAAGUUGCACAACUUCUAGGACCCAUCAGGACCUGGAGCUGUCUUUGAGAAAUUGUUUCAAUAGAAAAUGGAAAUCUAAUGA
This is a messenger RNA of Paramecium primaurelia, 1337 nucleotides long. NCBI's taxonomy places the organism in Eukaryota, Ciliophora, Oligohymenophorea, Peniculida, Parameciidae. The record is from the annotation of a GenBank genome assembly.